Limulus polyphemus (Atlantic horseshoe crab) is the source of this 1665-nucleotide messenger RNA. Its product is annotated as tuberin-like. Bases 194 to 718 code for a protein of 174 amino acids. Gene Ontology annotation, molecular function: GTPase activator activity. Lineage: Eukaryota; Metazoa; Arthropoda; Merostomata; Xiphosura; Limulidae. The record is from RefSeq and is a predicted model, not a curated record. Gene Ontology annotation, cellular component: cytoplasm; nucleus; TSC1-TSC2 complex. Gene Ontology annotation, biological process: negative regulation of insulin receptor signaling pathway; positive regulation of GTPase activity; negative regulation of Wnt signaling pathway. The transcript has 5 exons.
CUCAUUUGAAAAGGCAAACAAUGAAGCAGCCAUCCUCGGUAACCAGUUUGGAUCGUUACGAUACAACAAGUUUUUACAAAACCUGGGGACCCUACUUAGGCUAAAAGAUGUCGAUCCUCAAACCAACUACAUAGGAGGCUUGGAUGUAGAUGGAGAAGAUGGAAAAUAUGCCUUUAGUUGGCAGGACGACGUGAUGCAGGUAAUUUUUCAUGUGGCUACGUUACUACCAAAUAAUCCUUCAGACCCUUCCUGCAACUCCAAGAAACGACACAUUGGAAACAACUAUGUUACUAUCGUGUAUAACGAGAGUGACGAAGACUACAGUAUCACAACUAUCAAGGGCCAGUUUGUAUAUGCUUGUGUCAUCAUCCAACCGGGAGACUUUAACAGUAAUAUUGUUACAGUUAAAACUAAACAAGAACUCCUGGAGAUUAUCGGUCACUGUGAUCCUCAUAUUGUGUCAGACCACAGUCUGUCGAUCUAUGUAAGGCAGCUGGCUCUUCACGCAAAUCUGGCGUGCUCUAUCUUCAAAAGUACCACAUCAUCGAGUGAGCCUUACAUCUCCAAUUGGCUGGAACGCCUAAGACAGCUCAAACGACUCAGGACGAAAAUUCUGCAGGAAAUUCCCGUUGACGAUUCAAGCAUGGACUCUUCAAACAGUAGCUCAUCGUAUCACUCUCACCAUAAACAUCCCGAAGACUUCACGGACUAUACCUGAGAAUAAGGGGGUGGUUUUUCUAUUUCCAAAGAGUACACUGCAGUAGAUUUAAUAAGCUAAAAUCUAUUGUGUCGCAUUCUGCCUGCAAUGAAACUUUUCGUUAUUCUUGCCAUUCUCUCUUAUUGCUAUCCUGUUGUGGCCAUGAUCUGGAAAAAAAGUUAAUGUGUGAAGCUGGGUGAGUUUCAUGAUAUUCAAACACCAAGAAUUAUGAAGAUCCUUUGUCUUCUUACUGUUGCCUGACAUUUUAACCCUACUUUUAUAUUCCCAACCUUACAGACACUAUAUUGUAAAAGUUUAUGCACGCGUGUCUCCUCGUGCAUAGUGCUAAUACCCUAUUAUAACAGCUUAAGAAUAAAUGUUUUGGUCGAUUCUGUUUUUAUGACAUUUAGAAAAAGGAAACUUUGGAAUCAUUAAAUACUUGCUGCCUUUUCCAAGUCUACUUAAUAAUAUUCAAUCCCAUUAAAUACAGAAACGUAAAUUUCUCCACUAUCAGAAACGUUCUGAAAUUUAGAUAUUGACUGUUUAAUGUAGUAGUUGACCUUAGAUGAUAAUUUUUAUGUAAUUAUUAUUCGUUAGCAAUGUUGCCCGAGGAAAGAAAUUGCUUUGGAAGUAUUUCUGUGAUAAGAUGAUGAUAGAUUUUGGUAAGAAAUAUAUUUAUUGGUUAUCUUGUGUGAACAGUUAAUUAAUACAUACUUUAAGUGAUUGUUGGGAAACCCGCAUUUAAUUUAGACCCAAAUAUUAUUAUCCAGUAUUUUCCUUGCAUGAGUAUAGUAUAUUUCUUCUUUUGGUGAGUUGAACUUUCAACAGAAUGAUGUCUCGUGACACGUACAUCAACUUUCAACAGAAUGAUGUCUCGUGACACGUACAUUAACUGUCAACAGAAUGAUGUCUCGUGACACGUACAUUAACUGUCAACAGAAUGGUGUCUCGUGACACGUACAUCAACU